AAAUAAGUCGCUGCGCCAAAAGAAAUACGAGCUUCAGCAGUAAAAAUCUCGAAACUUUCGGUUUCAAGUUGAGGUCCAGUCGUUCGCCUCUCGAAAGUCCACAGUUGCCUCGGUUUGAAACUGCUGCUGCUGCACACUUUUCAUCGGUCAUGCUCAUCAUGUGCGUUGUGUCCGUUUUCCCUCGGUUUUGAUGGUUAGACUAACGUCCUCUGUGUGAUUUCACUGCAAUAGCAUAGCUGCUGAUGCGAUUCAACCAUUUCGUAUGUGUAGCAUUUAUUCCUCAAAGCAGGAGCAAACAAUCUUCCGUCUCGGAGGACCAGUUCCCUUAUAUCUUCCGCUUGAUAUUGAUUUUUCUACAUUCUUUCUUGGCACAUUGUAUUUGGUGACACAAACGCAAGUUUUAUUUCUCUUUUCUAAUCCUCGUUGUUUAUUGAAAACGUUGCACAGCAAAUUUAUAUCGUUGCUAUCGACCGCCUUGCUUUCGCCUGUAGCCAACUAGCGAUCUCCAGACUGUCAAGAUCCGCUCUGCGCUUUUUUCUUUUUUACAAGAACGAGCCAACGCAAGGCUCUAGUUGAAGAAAAGUCCGCGUGGCCGCCCGACCUGACGAACGUAAAGAAGUCAUUGAGACGGAAACCACGUCAACGCUUCAUCAAUCAAACAUGGGUGCCGCACUCUCCAAAGCCAUAUUCCGUUUGGGCGCGACCGCGGCCGGCGUCGGCGUGAUUCAGGAGCUUCAGGUAUAAUAUACGAGAGUGGAUUUUUCUCUUGCAAGUCUUGCUCGUGGGUCUGCUGACGAAGAGAAUUCGAAGACGCUUCUAUUGAUUUUGUAAGAACAGGACCCUGCUGGCGGGAUGAUGUAGCUUUGGUUCUCGUGCAGUCUAAGUAUUUGCUUACCGGCAACAAGAACAAAGGAACUGUUUUCAUGAUCCUACUUUCAUUAUUCUCGGUUGAUGCUCCCAAAGUCACCAAAGCGGGCAAAAAGUUACUGUUUAUUCCACUCCACAUUUUACAGCCCGUCACCGCCGUGCAGACCGGGGGCCUUCUGGGUUUUUCCGGGGAUGGAGAUUUCCUCGGCUUUCCGAACCGUAGUGGUCCUCAUGGUAUGAGGGUGCACAGCUCUCCCUCUCCCUCGUUUGUCAUGCGAAAUGAGUAGUACCAAAUCAGCCCCUUGCAGCCUCUUGACACUUUUUGCAUGACAAGUUCUGGCAGCUCAACCCGUAUCACAAUCCUGGAUGAUUUUUUUGUCAUGCAAAACCGGCACUUCUGGUCCUGCCGACGCGUGUAUUGCUGUUUGUGCCAACUACAUACAAAUGAGGGGGAGCAAGAGUUGUGCACUCUCAUAGAGGACGGUGGAGCUGUGUCUGAGGAAGAAGGUCCGGGGCUGGAGGUGGUUCCCGCCGUAGAAGAAGUGUCCGGUCAGAAUGUUGUCGUUCAAGAGGACGAACACUCUCUUGGGGAUGAGUCGACGUCCACGUUUUUGUCCAGUGGCAGUGCAGACCGGUACCCGCUCCUCACUGAAACCGCGCCCGCGCUUACCUCCGAAGCCGCAGCCUUACAGGCUAGAAAGCUUCAGCCUCACACUCUCACUCUCUGGAAAGGCUUCCUUCAAGCAGUCGGCGAGCUUUUUUUCAAUUCGUACUCGGGCACUCAGCCGAACAACGCUCUGUUGCCGGACUUUUGUACUGGUUUCCACUCUGCAGAUGGCGGGGCUGCAGAGACAGAGCCGCGGCAGCCACACCUCAAUGGUGGAGAGGAGCUUCCGCCCUCCUCCUAUGCCACUAUCAAGCGAAACUACGAGGUCGAGGAGCAAGGCAAUCCGCGGGCCGCUGGGAUGUUGAACAAGCUCAGCCGCAUCUUACCGAAAAGCGUCGAGCCGUUUUUGGCCCAGAUUCGCCUAUGGUGGGAGAGUCGAUUAUCCGCCGAACGGGUAGCAGAAAAAACAUCGGCGCUUGCGCUACUCGGGAAGAGAUUGCGAUUGGAGAAGCCUAAGGAGGAGACUUCGCUGGCGGGCGCAGACUGGUUGGGACACGAAUGGGAAACAACGCAAAAACUACGCGAACAGCACGAAGAAGAUAAGCACAGUGAUGGAUCUUCAAUCGACACGCGCUCUGAAGAUCAGAAGAAGGAGAAAGAGCUUCGAGAUUUUAAAAACGACCUCGACGCAUUUGCCGCCAGAAUACGUAAUGGGCAGGAACAACUGCCGGAACAACUCGAAUAUCUUUCUUUGUUGGAGCCUCCCCCUUCCAAUACCGUUUUCGUCAAAGAAGCCUCGUCGUCUACUUUUGCCGAGGAAGAACUGGUUGCGAAGGCGUACGAAGUUUUCCGCCAGAUCUCCGAAGUAUGCAUUGCGCCUGCAGCUGCAUCUGGAAGAGGUUUUCGUAGGUUGUACAAGAUGUAAAUGUGGAUGUGGAAUCGAGGACGUCCGAAACUUAUUUAUUUUGUUCGUAGGUCAUUAAUGAAUAUUUCACGGGUUCGUCUGGUUCAACAAGAUCUGGAGCUUUUUACAAGAGCUCGUCCACUAGCCGUGCUGCAAACCCCAGGACGUUUGCAUGAGAAGCAAGCCCUCUGAUGUUGUGGUAGAUGGCGGUUGCGGAAUUUCAGGGGGGUACUGCACACCCCCCCCGCCUACAGGUGGAAGAUGUUCGUCCUAUAAGCUGGGUGUACAGUACUAAAAUUGAUCUUCGUCUUCCGAAGAUCCAGGAGUAUUAACCACGAGCACAGGUGUAAUAAUUACGAUCACGAUGACCAUCUUAAUAUUAAGGUUAACCGCGAAGGCCUAUUCCCACAUGAGUAGUUGCAGGUUUGCAAUGCAUACAGCACUAAACCAUUUUCAUUUUCAUGGAAAACCUUGUUUGGCUUCGACUUCGUGCACUACUUGAGGAAAAGAGACCUCGUCAAAAAAGCAAUCCCCAUUUUCGACGGCGUUUGCGAGCGGUUUGCUGCGCUCGAGAAGGAACGGAGAGAGAAAGAACGGAGGCAGGAGGAAAAGAGACAGGAGGAACUGAUACAGGAGCAACAGACACGGAAGGAACGGCAACAGGCGGAAAAAGAACAAAGGGAAUUGAAGCAGACCGAUCCUGUGCAAUGGAGAGCCAGCACGGGCAACAACGGUAUGAAGCUUGUUCCGGCGGGGCUCCGGCUCGGAACGGGUCACCUGGGGUGGUGAAGAAACGAGGUGGACCUCUUUACACCAACGGCACGCAACAUUCUUCUGGAUCUUGGCGUGUCAUCGAAGAUCAGUAUCACCUUGUCAUGAUUUUCCAUCAAGAUAGAUCAAAAUUAAUACUUAGCGUUAACUUUACAGGUACAGUACACGGGCCGCAACGUCUUUUGCUAAUCUUUCUGUUUCUAUGUCGUGAUACAUGAUUUUUAUUGACCUUCUUAGCGAAGAGCGACAGCGAUUGCCUGGGGAGCAUCUGCACUCUCACAUAAAUAUAUCAAGAACAUCAAAAUAAGUAUGUCAUUACAAAGUUUUCUUUCGCGACCGGAUCCGAUGACCAAGCAGAAGCAUGUUCGUAAGUAAGACGCGACAACACGCCGCUUCAAGUAGCAUAUCGAAGCAAAUAAAUUAUCGAGCUAGAGCUAGUCAAAAUUACACACAGACUAUUCGCUCAGAUGAACGAAAACAUAAAUUUGUAGUGUUGGCUUAGCAGCAGGUCCUCCAGGUGCAGGGACGAGAAAACCUGAUCCGUCACAAGAUACUGCCAUUUGUACACGUCGCGCGACAUUUUUGCAGAGCAGGUUAAGGGGCUGUCAAGUGCAACUUCUUUGUGAAAUUAUUGAUAUUUUUAUUUACGGAUCAUCGAGGUCGCAGCUGCCACGCAGCGUCAUCGUCGUGCUAGCGGCCGCACUGUCAAAAAGAUAUAAAAAGGAUUGAGUUACUGUUAUGUUCGUCCGCUGAGCGCUUGAUGUGAU
This is a messenger RNA of Amoebophrya sp. A120, 3916 nucleotides long. The record is from the annotation of a GenBank genome assembly. NCBI's taxonomy places the organism in Eukaryota, Dinophyceae, Syndiniales, Amoebophryaceae.